Radiomyces spectabilis is the source of this 1597-nucleotide messenger RNA. RefSeq names its product WD40-repeat-containing domain protein. The annotation marks the transcript as partial. Lineage: Eukaryota; Fungi; Mucoromycota; Mucoromycetes; Mucorales; Radiomycetaceae. Gene Ontology annotation, molecular function: protein binding. The record is from RefSeq and is a predicted model, not a curated record. The transcript is spliced from 9 exons.
GGAAGAUUUUUAUUUUAUUUUUCUCAUAGCUGGUUUUCAUCUAUGUGGUUUAGAGACAGUUGACAUAUUUUUUUGACCUUUGCAUUUUCAAAGAGCGACAGUGGGUUUUGCACUGCUCCAUUCACUUUUGUUAAAUCAUGUCGUCUGACGAAGAAGAUCUCGAUCUGAACGAUGACACCAUUUCGCAAAUGGACACGGUGACAGACGACGGUGGAGAAGAAGUGAUAGAUCUUCCUAUGCCUUCACCUGCACCACAGCAGCAGUCAACCGACGACGCGCCACCCAGUCGUCGUAUCAACCUUCGCUUGAAUCUUGCUACGCUGACUUGCCACUCAUAUGACUGCAUUCCCCACGUAGCCGCUAUUCACCCGUUUCCGAUUUACAGUUUAGCAACGACAAAGUGUUUUCGAUGGGUACUCACAGGAUCUGAGGACGGAUAUAUACGGAAAUGGGACUUUUUUGCUUCCAUGAACGGAAAGGCGAUGCUGACCCAAGCGCAAAGGCAUCAACAUGUGGAUUCUGUCACGAUGGCAGGCGUGAUGAGCUCAUGGUGGGAAAAUGAAGAAUGGCCAGUAGUGGCACCCACCUCAGCCGAGAAUAUUGUCAAAUCAGAAACUGGCGAAACGAUCACGAAUGUACCCAGUCAGCCAGAAACAACGGGCAAAUUGUCACCUGUGUACAGUUUAGAUAUGCAUUCGGAAGCAUUGUGGGCACUGCAAGGCAAUGAAAAUGGAAAUAUCAACCUUGUCACUGUCCGUCACGAUGAGGGUAAAUGUCAUCAUGUACUACGGAAACACACAGCGCCAGUAUCCGUUUUAAACAUCACCCCCGAUGAAACCGGUGUCAUCAGUGGAUCAUGGGAUAAGACCGUUCUGGAAUGGGAUCUCAAUACGGGUGCUGUCAUCCGAACCUACGGAGGUUACAGUUCGCAGCUGUCAUCCGCCGCUUUUCAACCAGUAUUUACUCCUUAUGAACCUAAUCCUUCAGAACCGACGGACAAAAGUACCGUCGAUACCACCUCCACCCCGGCUUCUUCCCAAGAUACAGAUCCGUCGCUCAUGAACGAUCGAAAAAAUCCAAACAUGUUACUCACCACCAGUAUUGACGGACAAUGUUUCCUGUGGGAUCGUCGAGAACCCGACAAAAACGCACGACGUUUAGGAUUGCCGGAAAAGACACCUCCCUGGUGUUUAUCGGCAUGUUGGAGUACAGAUGGUACCAAGAUCUAUGCAGGCCGCAGAAAUGGCACAGUGGAUGAAUGGGAUUAUGCAUCUCAGAAACACAUUCGAUCGUUCCGCAUGCCGGCUAAUUCAGGUCCAGUGUCGUAUGUGACCAGCAUGCCUAAUGGCAAUCACAUCAUUUGUGCUUCGAACGAUAACAUUCGUUUAUGGAAUACCACCAUUGAAUCCUCGUUUGUCACAUAUCCUGAUUCAGACAGGUCUUCGAAACCCUCAUCAUCCACCAUUCCCUUUACAAUCUUACCCGGUCAUCAUGGAGGUUGCGUUUCACAUAUUUGUAAGUGAUACUUGUAUCAUAACCGAAAAAGGAUCGAUGGCUGACAUAAUUGUAUACAGCAAUUGAUCCGACCUGUCGUUAU